Molecule: messenger RNA, 1865 nt
Organism: Bactrocera latifrons
Lineage: Eukaryota; Metazoa; Arthropoda; Insecta; Diptera; Tephritidae
Gene: Tango10
Product: BTB/POZ domain-containing protein 17
Exons: 6
Coding region: 172-1710 (512 amino acids)
Molecular function (GO): protein binding
Source: RefSeq, a predicted model, not a curated record
AAAGGUUUUGUUACAAAAUUACUUCAAUGCAACAAAAUUUAUUUAUAUAGAUAAAAAUAUAUUAUCAAAAAAUAAAUAAACAUUUAAAAGGUGUGUGGGGCUUUGGCUGAAACGUUUGCACGUUUCGUGAAUACGCCUGGGGAAGCACACAAUUCUGGAUUUGACACCAACAUGAUGGACGAUUCUGUAGAUUUUGGUGGUGAUGGAGACAAAAAUAGCAAAGACCAUAAACGAAACACAACAACAACAAAAAUGGAGGAUGGCGAAGAGCAUAGUCAGGAUUCAAGCGUUAUGAACAACUCGCAAAGUGUCUUGGAAAAGAUAGCGAAUUUAUAUGCCGAGCAGUUGAUGUCCGACAUAAUUUUGGUUGUGGGCAAUGAGCAAUAUCCCGCACAUCGUGUUAUACUCUGCGCCAGUAGUGAAGUGUUUCAGGUGAUGCUCAUGAAUCCGCAAUGGAAUGAGUGUCGCAAGCAUGUUAUCGAGUUGGUUGAGGAACCCUGUUGUACGGCUGUUUUUCCACAGUUCUUAAAAUACUUGUAUGUUGGCCAAAUAAAAAUUUCACUACAGACGGUGAUGCCAAUGCUUGCUUUAGCAGACAAAUACAAUGUUAAGGACCUUGUAGAGCUUUGUGUUGAUUACAUGAUGAAGCACAUCGCUAAGGCAGCCACACAAGGUUACCUCGUCUCUUGGCUGCAGUACACAAUUGCUUUCAGUCCCUACCAUAAGGAACUCACCGAAACAUUGAAGCGAUUUUUGAAAUGGAAUUUAGAAAUGGUAAGCGAAUCAAAGGACUUUGUAGAAUUGGAUGUGGCAAUUAUGGUGCUGCUGCUGCAGCAGAAUGAUAUUGUGGUCACCAGUGAGUACCAGCUUUUUAGCAUUUUGCAACGUUGGCUUUUGCAUCGCAAAGAAGUCUACGACAAUGAUGAGACGCUCACGUUGGAAGAGAAAAAUACGGCAUUCUUGCAAUUGGUCGAGCAGACGGUGGUGCAUAUACGAUUUGCAAUGAUGACACCGCGUGAAUUGGCGCAUUUGCUACUAUUCCCACUGCUAGAGUAUCACAAAGAAUAUAUUGUUCAACGCAUGGCAAUAGGUAUGAGCUAUCAAUCGGGUCAGGAAGACCGUGUACGUGAGGUGCGUUAUUCUCCUGAGGGCAUGCUGCAAUUUACACCGCGCCUAUAUUCCAAUGACACCUGGAGCGUGAGCAUACAUGUGAAAGAGUUCGAUCAAAUCGAAAAAUAUACGAAUUAUGUGACGUGCUUCUUUUCGCAACGCAACAUAGCCGAAACUGAAGAUGAUCAUACCAUAACUUGGGAGAUUGAAUUCUUUCCGCGCGGUGUCAAAUACAACAAAGCGAAAAUUAUUUGGGGUGAAGAUGUACCAGAGUUUUCGUUGAAAACUGUGCGUCUGCGCGUCACCUGCAAAUAUCCACAGCUUGACGAGGAGCGUUUCAAGGUCGCCGUACUGAUCACUGGUGUACAAAAUAAAAUCGAUCAUAUUCUCACCGUACACGAACGCACCGAGUAUUUUUCGAAUAAGGUGCGCGUGCUGAAUGUGGACAACCUAAUACCCUACGAUGAGUUGGCGUUGUCUUCCAUUAAGCUCAGUCCCCACCUAAUUGGUGCCGAGCGCAAUAAUUUGUCAAUACAAGUGAUUAUAGCGCCCAUGGGUCCUUACACGUGCCGUGAUGCUCCGCCAUUUGAUUUUAAGUGAAAUGCAAAGCACUUUAGUUAUAAGAAUGUAAACACCGUUGUGUGCGCUGUGUGUGACUAUGCUGUAUAAACAUAUAUAUUAUAGGUUAGUUGGUUUAGUUGAACGUAAUUAAAAUUGGAAAUAUGUAUUUACUAUAUUUGAAAAAAGAAAAAAAA